Linum trigynum is the source of this 1092-nucleotide messenger RNA. Lineage: Eukaryota; Viridiplantae; Streptophyta; Magnoliopsida; Malpighiales; Linaceae. The record is from the annotation of a GenBank genome assembly.
CCCAAAAGAUGUGUCAGCCAUGGCUGGAAGUUCAAAGAAGAAGGCAAGCGGAUCUGAUGAAGAACGUGUCUCGGCUACGCACAGUCAGGUUGAUGAGAAGGAAAAUGAUGACGAGGUUCGGUGGCAUGCUGAAACAUCUGCGGAGGCAGUUCCUUGGCGCAUCCAGGAACAAUUGAGUUCUGCUACUGCUGUAAUGGUUAUGCUUUCUACCAUUGAUACGGAGAAGAAGGCCAAAGAAACAGCAAAAGCAAAUUGCAGCAGCCUGGAAGUUGCUGUUUCUCCUAGAGCCGAGGAGAAAUCGAAUUCGAAAGAGAACGAGAAAGAGAACGAGAAGACGAGCUCUGCCAGGACUCUAGCCAACGAGUUAAAAGGAAAGCAUUGGUAAAGGAAUCGCUGCCUGGUCUUCUGGAUUCACUGCCUGGUUCGGGUAAAGGAAAAGAUGGAUGCUUUGCUUAUGGCUUUGUUCGAGGGUGUCGAGAAGGGAUUCGCCAAGGAAGCUGCCAAGAAGAAGAUGUAUCUGGCUGCUGCCAUUGUAGCCCAAGGUGGAGAUUCACAGUUGCUUUCUACUUGGUUCCAUCCAGGGUUUCUUUCAGGAAUCUUGUUCAGGUGUGGAAGUGGCUGUUGUUCUCAUAGCUCUCUAUGACGCUGGUGUUUUGGAGGAGGAGCAGAUUCUGGCAUUCUGCAGUGGUACGGAAAUCUCUCAAUGGAGACGACAGGGAAUCUAAGAUUCUGAAAAGAGUGCUCAGCCGUUUGUUGAAUGGCUGCAGAAUGCUGAAUCGGAGAGCGAAGAGGAAUGAUUUGUAGGGUGUCCUAUCAGUCAGUUGUCCUAAUCAUUUAUGCUGUUGUUUGGAGUCGGCAGUUGUCUUCAAGGAUGAAGUCAGUGUCUUUUGGGUAGUUUUAUGGGAACAUUACACUUGUGUGUCUCUUUUGUUAUUUCCAACUUCUCUCAUAAAUCCUGUUUGGGGUUUGGAUUGGAAUAAUUAUUGUGUUUUUUUCUUCUUCUUCUUAAGCAUUGAUAUAUGUGCAAAGCUAUGGUUAGUGACAAUGGUGUAGCCAGAAUUUAAGCUAAAGUAGUAAAGUAUAAAAACAUUG